Molecule: messenger RNA, 1167 nt
Organism: Alternaria atra
Lineage: Eukaryota; Fungi; Ascomycota; Dothideomycetes; Pleosporales; Pleosporaceae
Exons: 1
Coding region: 1-1167 (388 amino acids)
Source: RefSeq, a predicted model, not a curated record
AUGUCUGAUCCCAGUUCAACAGACGACGACCUCCUCGCCCGCCUCAAUGCGCUCAAGAAAUCCUCCGUCAGCCUAGAUACCAGUCACAGCGCUUCAACAGUACCUCCGAACCCUCCCAAGCCAACUGAUGACCUCGCUGCUCGAUUCGCACGUCUUGGUAGCGCGUCUCCAUCGGGCUCGCCACAGCCGUCGCGUACAACGUCCACGAACAAUGUAGGCACACCGGUCAUAGCGCCAGGAGCACCGAACUACUUGGAAGGAAUAGCCCAGGGAGUAGGAGGCUCAGAUGUGGAGUUCAAUGAGGAAGACGAAAAGAGCCUAGAGGAGUUGCUUGGUGAGCUGAAUGGCGCCGUGGGUGAUCGGAAGGAAUGGGACGUGUCCAAAGCGGAACAACAGGAUGUCGGGAAGUUGUUGAAAGAUAUGCGCAGAAUACUGCCAGAAGUAGUGAACAGCCGGACAAAAGACUCGCAAAACGGAAGUACCAAACGCCAUCAGCCAUCCAAGGAGGAACUUACAGAUUGGGAAAGCAUUGAAAUCAACGUCGGAAGUGGAGAGGUUGGUAGAGCCCAAGAAGAUACACAAGAUCAAGACGACGAGAAUGAAAAUGGCAAGGAAAAUAUCGAAGACGAUGAGGUAGACGAUGUGAUAGCGAGGGUCAUGGCAGAACUCGAGAUUAGCAAGAAAUACGAUCCUCCUUCUCCUCCAUCCGAAGAUGACAAGUCAGAAGCAGGAGACCAGAAGAAUAAGCUGAAGGAAGAUACCACGGAUGAUGGCUUCACUCUUCCCUCCGCCCCGGAUACCCUCCCCGAAGACGAUUUCGCACGCAGCCAAGCCAUCGAAGAUGCCUUUACCGCACGCUUGGCCGCCCUAGCUGGCCCUUCGCCAUCACAGACAGAUUCUCUUGGUCUCCCUUCCGCACCAUCAUUCGCACCUAGAAACAAGCCACCCGUGUCUGCAAACAUUCAGAAACAGGUCGACGACGAGAUUGAUACCUGGUGUAUCAUUUGCCAAGAUGACGCUACGCUGAAGUGCCUGGGCUGUGACGGUGAUUUGUAUUGCCAGACUUGUUGGAUGGAAGGGCAUAGAGGGGAGUCUGCUGGGUUAGAGGAGAAAAGACACAAGGCCGUGUUGUACUCGAGGAAGAAGAAACAACAAGCUGCUGCGUGA